This is a messenger RNA of Plasmodium fragile, 1260 nucleotides long. RefSeq lists its product as uncharacterized. Bases 1 to 1260 code for a protein of 419 amino acids. The transcript has a single exon. Gene Ontology annotation, biological process: symbiont entry into host. The record is from RefSeq and is a predicted model, not a curated record. Lineage: Eukaryota; Apicomplexa; Aconoidasida; Haemosporida; Plasmodiidae. Gene Ontology annotation, cellular component: cell surface; plasma membrane.
AUGAAGAUGGGGCAAUUUUCCUUUGUUAGACUUCUCCUUUUGUUGAGUCUCUUAGUGCAGCGCCUGCCAGUGCAGAAGCAGCAGCAGAGUUCGAUUCCAACGCGCAAGUACCUCGAUGAAGGAGACCACCCCCCCCAAAACGCCUUCGCCCACGUGGCGAAUCAAAUGAAAGGGGGGACAUGUGACUUUUCCACGGAACCCCUUCAUGUUUCAAGUAGUGAGAAUGAGAUAGUGGCAGGGGUUAAUGGAGGCGAUGGCCUCCCCGGUGACAGUCGAGAUGAACGAGUUCAACACUGUGUACAGUUCACUAAAGGAUUGGAAGUGCUCACGUUCGUGUGCCCCAAGAGGAACACCGAGGACUACGCCGGAGUGGAAAUCAGACCCAUGGACUGUUUUGAGACUGUGCGAAUGCCAAAUGGAAAUAAAAAAAAAUUAAGUGAAGUGUUAAAAGGAGUCGAGCUGGAAAAUCGGGAUAGCGACUUGCUAAGCAUUAGAAGAGUUUUCAUCCCACCAACCAUUUACCAGAAUAUUAUUUUCGAGUGUUCAUGUGAUAAUAGCUUAACGUUUUGGAAGCACAAGAUGGGUGCCAGGGGUAUCAUGCGCGUGCACGUCAGGAAGAAUGUCGUAUGGGGAUGCGACUUUGAUCACACACCGGGGGAGGAACCUACACGAGAUGCAGGGGGAGACCAGGCGAUUACACGCGUAACGGGUGAUUGGCUAAGCGGUGACUGGCUAAGCGGCGACUGGCUAAACAGCGACUGGGCUGUUGGUGACUGGGCCUUGUGGCGGAACUCCGGACCCAGUGCAGAACAACUCGUGGAGCGAAACAGAACGCCCUUUUCAAACUUCUACACCCCUGCACAAGUAAACGACGCCAAGGACAAGGGCAUCGUGUGUAACGUAAAAAUAAAAAAGAAAAAAGUGUAUUUGGGGUUGGUGUGCCCCCCUGGUUAUGAGGUGUACCCUUCUAAUUGCUUCGAACGAGUCCUUCACAAGGAUAGUAUUGUGAGAAUGAGUGAGUUAAUUCAACACCAUGUUACUUUUCAUGUGGACAGCAGCAGGAGGAUGUCCUUUGCACAUUUUAUUCUUAACAAAAAUGAAAACCCUGCUGGGUUCAGCUGCCUUUGUGUUAGCGUGCACUCCCCCGAGGCACCUCCCCUGAGAGCAAACUUUGUGUAUCGAAACUACGAGUCGUUUGGAGGUCACUUUGGUUUGCUCUACGUGCUGGUUGUACUCCUCCUGCUGGUGUUGAGCCUGUGA